AUCUUUUAUCCAAACGCUGUCUGCUGUGGCAAAGGCAGGGGGAUUGCUGACAGUCACGUCAGCUCAGUGCUGCUGUCAAGUUUCACUUAGAGUCAUCAAACAGAUCUGGAAAAAACGAGAAGCAGAGUUGUGUGGUGCUGUGAAGUGUUGUCACCUCUCAGUCAAAGCCCUGCCAGCAGGAGCUCAGUGCACUUGUCCCCUGCCCCAGCAGCUGUGCUGCAGCACUCUGCACAGCAGCCCAACCUCGGGCAAAACAGCCCAGAUUGGACUGAGAGGCACCCACAGCACUGUCUGGAGAUGAUGUGCUAAGAAGGAAACACGGAAGCUCACAAAGAAGAUAAUUUUUCUUGAAUGAGAAGGGUGAACAGGAGCGUUGUUUGUCACCUUCAGCCAGAAUGUUGUCUUAUAUCUGCCCGAACUGGGUUCUCCUGCUGCUGCUCACAGGCUCCACAGUAUCAGAAUUAAUUGUGAUAGGAGAGGUUGGUCAGAACAUCACUGUGCCCUGCCACUACAAUGUCUGGAACACAAAUAGCAUCACAUCCAUGUGCUGGGGUCGGGACAGGUGCCCCAAUUCAAAGUGUUCCAAGCCCAUUAUCUGGACAGAUGGCUGGAGGGUGACAGAGCAGCACAGCAGCAGGUACCAGCUGGAAGGGGACCUGCAGAAGGGGGACGUGUCCCUGACGAUCGUGGAUGCCAGGGAAGCAGACUCUGGGACAUACUGCUGCCGUGUGGAGAUCCCAGGGUGGUUCAAUGAUCAAUUGAUUAAUCACAAGGUUGUGGUGAAGAAAGCAAGGAUCUCUACUGCAAGUCCUCACACUUACACCUCUGAACAGACCUCAGCUCCUGGCAGCACCAGUGAAUCCUCCUUCACUGUCACAAGGACCUGGCCAUCUGUUUCUGCUUCAGAAGCUCCUCAGACUGCCUCUACUCCCUGCUCAGGCCCCUCAGACUGCUUGGAUGUGACUGUAAACCUGCAGAACACGUCUGUAUCACUUGCCAGUCAGCAGCACCCAGAACGUGGGCUGUACAUUGGGAUUGGCUUGUGUGCAGCACUUCUGCUCAUCCUGAUUUUGGCUCUGCUCCUCACUAAACAAUAUUUUUACAACACGAAGAAGAUGGUUGGCUCUGCAGGCUUUGUUGCAUUUUGGAGGCCACGAGGUAUGGGGAGCCAUAGUGCCCUGGAAGAUGAGAAUCAUGCAGAGGAAAACGUUUAUAUUGUGCACAACUGCCCAGAGUGCCCCAAGGGGGGCUGCACAGCGCUGAGCACAGCAGGAGAUCCCCCCUUUGGCCAGUUCCUAUCCGGAAGCGUAGGAAAGAAACACUUGCAGCAUGUAAAAUCUGGAAAUGGAGAAAUGAGACUUCACUCAGACUCUGGAAAGGAUAAGAUCUGGUUUCCUUUUCUUCCACUUGCUGCCCUGGUGUCUCCGUCAGCCAGAAUGUCCCAUUUUGUGCUGUUUCACUGGAUGGUGAUACAGAUCUUUAUAGCACACACGGUGUCCGAAGCCGUUGUUAAAGGGACAAUAGGACAGCCUGUGACACUGCCCUGCUCCUACCGGGUGACGCGGCCCAAGGACGUCUCCGACAUGUGCUGGGGCAGAGGCCCCUGCCCCAAUUCAAAGUGCAAGAACAAAAUCCUGCACACCAGUGGCAGCAAGGUGACGUUCAGAGCAUCUUGGAGGUACAACCUGGGCAGGAACGUCGCUGCUGGAGAUGUGUCCCUGACGAUUGGCGCGGCCAAGGCGGAGGAUGCGGGCGUGUACUGCUGCCGGGUGGAGAUCCCCGGCCUCUUCAACGACAUCAAGAGGAACAUACGGCUGGAGGUGGCCAGAGCCCCUCCAGUGACCACCACCACCACCACCACCACCACCACCACCCAAGCUCCUGUUUUCUCCAAACAUUUUACAGAAACAACUUUUGCUCCUCAAGCAACCUCUGAUCUCCAGCCAACACCAGAGAUUACUGUCCUGCUGACAACCAGCACCCUUCCACCAGCAACCACAGCCCCCGAGUCUCCAGCAGUAACUACAUGGGAGACUUUUGCUCCCUCAGCAAUUGCUGGGACAGAAAAUGAUAUUUUUCCUGUGACUAUGGUGGAAAUGAGUGCUCUCCCAGAUUUUCCAACCACUUCCCAAGCAGGUGAUGUGACAACUGAAGAUGACAUGUUCUGCUCCACACUCCCUGGAAGCACAGAGGUGACUACUGAAUUCCCAGGUACAUUUCCAAGUGCAGAGGAAGCCAGCACCUCUGUCCUGAUGGAAGAGAUGCCAGUCAUGGAGGUUUCAACAAAUUCAGAUGGCAAUGCUGGGAAAUAUGACGAUAGAGGAGAUACGGUAAAACUUCCUUUUCCCAGCUCUGCCAUUCUCAUUGCCUCUGUCAUAGCGGGGUCAGUCCUCUUCAUACUGAUGGUCUCCUUGGUUUGGAAACGUAAACAUACAAAGAAGUUUAUAGUAAAAAGUGCUGGACCACCAGAAGAGACUGACAAAGUUUUCAGUGGUGCUGAAGGAGAGAACAACAUUUUUUCCCUGUGAAGAGCUCCUACAUCAUCUGCAGGUGCCAUGGGAAAUAAACAGGGCCUGUUCCAUGCUGCACUGAGAGAUCCUUGUGAGCCCUCAAAAUAUCAGCAGGUAUAAAACAAAGGCCAAAGCUUCAACUAUGAAAAUUUAAAAUCUUUGUGCAAAUUUUCCCAUAUCACCCUUAAAACUCACUGCAUAAAGAAGCUUAUUUGAGAAGGGACUUUAUGCAUUAUUCAUGGAUGCUUCUGGCAUCUGCCUUCCUACUAGCAUCGUAUUGCACAAUUGAAUUUGUUUUUCUCCAUUUUUACUAAUGCUCUUCCUUGAAUACAACUUGUACUCUGAGGAACAGAAGAGAUCACAUGGAAGGCUGCCUAUCUUCAAAUUGCCAUAAAGAAAGAAAAGGAAUCAUAAAGUACAGUUUUUAAUGCUUUUAUGUAAUCAAUAGGAAAAUUAAGCAACAAGAAUGCUGUGAGUUUAAAACAAAAAUGCAGAUUACUUAAGGGGUAUCACUACUGCCUGUGAUUCAGCAUGUUUGAAUAACCCUUGGAGAAUAUGUAAAUAAACUCUGUAAUUUGUUGCUGGCAA
This is a messenger RNA of Vidua chalybeata, 3098 nucleotides long. RefSeq lists its product as uncharacterized. The coding region runs from base 396 to 2528 and encodes 710 amino acids. The record is from RefSeq and is a predicted model, not a curated record. The transcript has 16 exons. NCBI's taxonomy places the organism in Eukaryota, Metazoa, Chordata, Aves, Passeriformes, Viduidae.